Molecule: messenger RNA, 2639 nt
Organism: Myripristis murdjan (pinecone soldierfish)
Lineage: Eukaryota; Metazoa; Chordata; Actinopteri; Holocentriformes; Holocentridae
Gene: sema3h
Product: sema domain, immunoglobulin domain (Ig), short basic domain, secreted, (semaphorin) 3H
Exons: 18
Coding region: 184-2487 (767 amino acids)
Biological process (GO): motor neuron axon guidance; negative chemotaxis; semaphorin-plexin signaling pathway
Cellular component (GO): glutamatergic synapse; axon; plasma membrane
Molecular function (GO): semaphorin receptor binding; neuropilin binding; chemorepellent activity
Source: RefSeq, a predicted model, not a curated record
UGUGAGGAUUCAACACUCUCUGCUUUGGACUUGCACCCAGGAUUGAAACUGUGCUUUUACCAGUGCAGCACUUGGACCGGGAAGAGAGAGAGAGAGAGAGUCGCCUUGGACUUAGAUUUGGACUGAGUGUGUGUGUUGUGACUCAGUGUGUGUGUGAGUGAGUGUGUGUGUGUGACAAGGAGGAUGUGUUGGCUAGCGGCAGCCGUCCUGCUAGCCCACCUGGGCAGCAGCGUGACGGGGGCGUGGAGAGCGUCGCAGCCCAGACUGCAGUUCACACACUCAGACCUGAUCCAGAACGGCCGUCUGCUCACGCUGCCCCUAGUGGCUGGAGACCUGCACUCCAUGCUGCCGGAUGAGGAUGGCCGGCGGCUGUACGUGGCCAUGAAGGACAACCUGCUGUCCACCAGCCUGGACGACAUAACGCAGAACCCACGCAAGCUCUACUGGCCGGCCAGCACAGACCGUGUCCAAGAAUGUCUCAUGGCUGGGAAGGAUCCAGAGCUGGAGUGCGCAAACUUCCUGCGGGUUCUUCAGCCUUUCAACCAAACUCAUCUGUAUGUGUGUGGCACCGGAGCGUUCAACCCCCGCUGUGCUUUCAUAGCCACCAGUGUCUUCCAGCAGUCGGAGCACCAGACUCUCUCCUACAGCCAGACGGAGUGCGGGAAGGGGAAAUGUCCCUACGACCCCCUCCAGAAGACGGCCUCCGCUGUCAUCGAUGGAGAGCUGUACGCCGGCAUCACCUCCGACUUCAUGAGCCGAGACUCCGCCUUCUUCCGGAGUCUCGGCAGCCGGCACGUCAUCCGCACCGAGCAGUACGACUCCACCUGGCUGCAGGAUGCCCAGUUUGUGCGGGUAGCGUCGCUGUCUGAGACUGAUAACCCGGAGGACGAUAAGGUCUACGUGUUCUUCACCGAGCGCGCUCAGGAGGCCGAGGGGGCUGCUGGGAAGGUGCUCUACUCCCGAGUGGCCCGUGUGUGCAAGAAUGACAUCGGAGGCCAGAGGAGCCUGGUGAACAAGUGGAGCACUUUCCAGAAGGCUCGUAUGGUUUGUUCAGUCCCCGGACCGGAUGGCAUUCAGACACACUUUGACCAGCUGCAGGACAUCUUCAUCCUCCACGGCAAAGACAAGAAAAACCCUCUCAUAUAUGGCCUGUUCACCACCUCCAGCGAUAUCCUGAACGGCUCGGCGGUGUGUGUGUACCGGAUGGAGGAUGUGGUCCGGGCCUUCAAGGGGAACUUCCUGCAUAAGGAGGGGCCGCAGUAUAAGUGGGCGGAGUUUACGGGCAAGGUGCCCUACCCACGCCCAGGAACAUGUCCCAGCAGUACGUAUGGGAGCUACAGUUCGACCAGAGAGUAUCCCGACGACGUCAUUUUCUUCAGCAGGACCCACCCGCUGCUCCAGGAGAACGUGCUGCCGCUGGGAGAGCGCCCCCUCCUGGUCAGAGUGGGCGUCCACUACAAGUUCAGCAAGCUGCUGGUGGACAGGGUGGAGGCCGUGGACGGCACCUACGACGUCCUGUUCAUCGGCACAGACUCAGGUUUGGUGCUGAAGUCCAUCCAUCUGCCCAGAGAGCACGGGCAGAGCCAGGAGGUCACCCUGGAGCAGCUGCAGGUCUUCCAGCACAAAUCACCGGUGACAGCCAUGACACUCUCAAAGAAAAAGUGGCUGUUUGUGGGCUCCAGGGAGGGAGUAUCCCAGCUGGCCCUGUACCAGUGCGAGCUGUACGGCCAGGCCUGCGCCGAGUGCUGCCUGGCCAGAGACCCGUACUGCACCUGGGACGGCCACGCCUGCAGCCCCUACAUGCCCAUCGCUCGCAGGAGGAACGCUCGCCACCUGGGCGAGGACGAGGAUCCUCUGACUCAGUGCGUCCGGCAGGGAGCCGGGCUGCAGGUGGAGGCCGAGCAGAGGGUGAUGAUGGUCGCCGAGGGCAACAGCACCUACCUGGAGUGCCUGCCCCGCUCCAGACACGCCGCGGUGACCUGGUACAAACAGGCCGGAGAGAACAGCCCCGAACUGCACCAGGUGCUGUCCAGUGAUCAGUUGGUGGUGAUCGAGCGGGGCGUCCUGAUCCGCCGAGCCGAGCUCUCCCACGGCGGCGUCUACCACUGCCAGCUGGAGGAGCACGGCUUCCACUGGACCGCCGUCACCGUCCGCCUCACCGUCUGGAGCCCCUCGGCCAACCGCUUCCUCUCCUCCUGGUCCGGCUCGUCCAAUCAGAACGCGGGGAGCCAGCCGUGGUACCAGGACGUGAUGGCGCUGAUCCACCCCAGCGACCUCGGCCAGCACUGCCGGGCGCUGGGUUUCCGCCCGCCGCGCAACCAGCGCCGCCACGGUGGCACGGAGCCGAUCAAGGAGGCCCAGAGGGGGGAGAGGCACAAGCAUGGAGGAGGAAGAGGAGGAGGAGGAGGAGGCGGUGGAGGAGGAGGAAGAGCAGCGGGGAGGAAGAGCAGGAGCAAGACGCAGCAGAGAGCACCGAGAAGCGCUUGAACGCGUCACGAGCGAGCGCAUGAUCAUUGACUUACACACGAAAACACACACACACAUUUUCAUUGACAUACACGCUAAGACGCAUACAUAUAAACACCCACACACACUCAGAUACAUUUUCAUUGACUUAUACACCGAGAUACACACACACU